Ostreococcus lucimarinus CCE9901 is the source of this 726-nucleotide messenger RNA. RefSeq lists its product with no specific name. The record is from RefSeq and is a predicted model, not a curated record. The coding region runs from base 1 to 726 and encodes 241 amino acids. NCBI's taxonomy places the organism in Eukaryota, Viridiplantae, Chlorophyta, Mamiellophyceae, Mamiellales, Bathycoccaceae. The transcript has a single exon.
AUGCGCGCCGCCACCGCGCCUCGACCCGCGCGCGCGCUCGCGCCGCGCAAACACGCCGCGCGUCGCGCCACCGUCGCCGACGCCGCGCGCUCGCUCGCGGACAUCGAACGCGCGUGGGCGCGCUCGUCCUACGACUUGAGCCUUCGUUGGCCGCUCACCAACGAGCUCUGCGCGCUGGAGAUCGCGCGCGCCGAGCUCGAUCCCGCGCGCUUUCGCGUCGGCUGGCACAAGUGCAAGAGUUACGUCGGCAUCACCUACCUGUACGACGAUGAACGCGACGGAGGCGAACGCGGAGACGUGUUUUUAUCCAAGUACGUCAUGCUGGACCCGGCGUUCGAGAACGUCGUCGGGUGCGUGCGGCACGAGCUCGCGCACGCGGUGGCAGGCGUGGCGGGCGUAGAUCACGGAAGAGCGUUUAAGGAUGCGUGCGAUGCGUUGGACGUGCCGGAGGCGUGGCGCAAGGCGACGACGGGGGCGUUUUACAGCAGGCCGAGCGUGCAGUUGAUGUGGGCGAAAUGCGACGCCGAGGAAGCGUUGCGCGGACGAGGGCGAGACGUGUUGCCGGAGCUUUUGUUCGAGAGAAACGUCUGGGAUGCGCCGGUGAAUGGAAAUCGUACGGUGUUCAAGGAUGAAGAGAGCGGGGUGGUUUUAGAUGCGUUUGAGAUGUACGAUUUGACCGUCGCGGAGGAGGCUCGAGCGGCGAACUCGAGCGACGUUGUAGCGUAG